Molecule: messenger RNA, 408 nt
Organism: Benincasa hispida (wax gourd)
Lineage: Eukaryota; Viridiplantae; Streptophyta; Magnoliopsida; Cucurbitales; Cucurbitaceae
Source: RefSeq, a predicted model, not a curated record
AUGUCGGUGUAUGCAAAAUUUUUUAAGGACAUUGUCUCAAAGAAGAGAAGCACGGGAAGAUUCGCCACGUUGGUAUUGACACAAGAAUCCAACACUAUAAUCCCACCAAAGAUGCGUGACCCAGGCAGUUUCACAAUACCCUGCUCAAUAGGAGAAAUUUAUAUUGGUCAAGCAUUAUGCGAUCUUGGGGCAAGCAUAAACUUAAUGCCCCUUUCGAUCCUCAAAAGAUUGAAUAUGGAACAGCUAAGACCCACAACGGUGACUCUUCAACUCGCCAAUAGAUCCUUGGUGCACCUUGAAGGGAAAUUAAAGGAUGUCUUGGUAACAAUAGACAGAUUCAUUCUACCUGCAGACUUCAUUAUCUUAGAUUAUGAGGCUGAUAAAGAUGUUCCAAUUAUAUUGGGAUGA